UUAGUUCUCCAAUCAGAAGACAGUGAUGUGUAUAAAUAGGCGCCGCACAGCCCGUAUUCUAUCACACUUGUGUUUCAUCAGCCAUGGCAAGAACCAAGCAGACCGCUCGUAAGUCCACCGGAGGGAAAGCUCCCCGCAAGCAGCUGGCUACCAAAGCCGCCCGCAAGAGCGCCCCGGCCACCGGCGGAGUCAAGAAGCCUCACCGCUACAGGCCCGGCACCGUCGCUCUCCGAGAGAUCCGACGCUACCAGAAAUCCACCGAGCUGCUCAUCCGCAAGCUGCCCUUCCAGCGCCUCGUCCGAGAGAUCGCCCAGGACUUCAAGACCGACCUGCGUUUCCAGAGCUCCGCCGUCAUGGCUCUGCAGGAGGCCUCCGAGGCUUAUCUCGUAGGACUCUUCGAGGAUACCAACCUCUGCGCCAUCCACGCCAAGAGGGUCACCAUCAUGCCCAAAGACAUACAGCUGGCACGCCGCAUCCGUGGAGAGAGGGCAUCCAAGUCCGCUCCGGCGCCCAAGAAGGGCUCCAAGAAAGCCGUGACCAAGAGCCAGAAGAAGGAUGGCAAGAAACGGAGGAAGAGCAGGAAGGAGAGUUAUGCCAUCUACGUGUACAAGGUGCUCAAGCAGGUCCACCCCGACACCGGCAUCUCCUCCAAGGCCAUGGGCAUCAUGAACUCCUUUGUCAAUGACAUCUUCGAGCGCAUCGCCGGAGAAUCUUCCCGCCUGGCUCAUUACAACAAGCGCCGCACCAUCACCUCCCGGGAGAUCCAGACCGCCGUCCGCCUCCUCCUGCCCGGAGAGCUGGCCAAGCACGCCGUCUCCGAGGGCACCAAGGCCGUCACCAAGUACACCAGCGCCAAUCCAAUGUCAGAGCUCCUGAUUCGUACACAUUGUAUGAUGUGGAGGGAACUCCCAACCCCACACAAAGAAGGCGCCGCACAGCCCGUAUUCUAUCACACUUGUGUUUCAUCAGCCAUGGCAAGAACAAAGCAGACCGCUCGUAAGUCCACCGGAGGGAAAGCUCCCCGCAAGCAGCUGGCUACCAAAGCCGCCCGCAAGAGCGCCCCGGCCACCGGCGGAGUCAAGAAGCCUCACCGCUACAGGCCCGGCACCGUCGCUCUCCGAGAGAUCCGACGCUACCAGAAAUCCACCGAGCUGCUCAUCCGCAAACUGCCCUUCCAGCGCCUCGUCCGAGAGAUCGCCCAGGACUUCAAGACCGACCUGCGUUUCCAGAGCUCCGCCGUCAUGGCUCUGCAGGAGGCCUCCGAGGCUUAUCUCGUAGGGCUCUUCGAGGAUACCAACCUCUGCGCCAUCCACGCCAAGAGGGUCACCAUCAUGCCCAAAGACAUACAGCUGGCACGCCGCAUCCGUGGAGAGAGGGCAUAAUCUACUCCGCCGACAUCCUCAUCACCCCCUCCGACACACAAAACAAAGGCUCUUCUCAGAGCCACCA
This is a messenger RNA of Rana temporaria (common frog), 1449 nucleotides long. RefSeq names its product histone H3-like centromeric protein hcp-3. Gene Ontology annotation, molecular function: protein heterodimerization activity; DNA binding; structural constituent of chromatin. Gene Ontology annotation, cellular component: nucleosome. Bases 84 to 1382 code for a protein of 432 amino acids. The transcript has 4 exons. The record is from RefSeq and is a predicted model, not a curated record. Lineage: Eukaryota; Metazoa; Chordata; Amphibia; Anura; Ranidae.